Messenger RNA from Oncorhynchus kisutch (coho salmon), 2328 nucleotides. RefSeq names its product stimulated by retinoic acid gene 8 protein homolog. Gene Ontology annotation, cellular component: nucleus. Bases 516 to 1562 code for a protein of 348 amino acids. NCBI's taxonomy places the organism in Eukaryota, Metazoa, Chordata, Actinopteri, Salmoniformes, Salmonidae. Gene Ontology annotation, biological process: meiotic cell cycle; oogenesis; spermatogenesis. The record is from RefSeq and is a predicted model, not a curated record. The transcript is spliced from 9 exons.
GAUGUUGUAAGUUCUGUCCAGGAUCAAAACAUUUGUGACCAUCUAUAUUCAUUGGGUUUUGUCUCGUCGAACCUACGAUGAAUUUGCAAUUUGCUGAAAUUGCUGCUGAGCGCCUGCUGCUGACGUCACUCACAUCGCACUUUUGCAGCCAGACACGUGUGUUGUGACUGAGAACAUCGUUUUUUUGUGUCAAAACACUUUUUAGCGUUUGAGUCACUUCAUCAAAAGUUGCUAAAAAAAAUAUAUAUAUAUUUUUAAAGAAGCUACAUUUGUUGCUAGGUGCAGUUUGAUUAUUUUUUUGCUAGGGUACUCUGAAAAGUUGCUAAAUCUAGCAACAAAUUUGCGAAAUUGGUAUCAUUGAUCUCAAUCCUGAGACCGUUGGAGCCUCUUUACCGCGGUUCAUGUAGCCACAUCCUGCACGAAAAAUCACACACACUAUAGAUACUUUUCCAUAACAAUUUAACAGAAAACGUGGACAGUUUGUUAACAUACAUUUAUAAAGGAUUUCAGAAAGGAUGUCCAGACGAGGUUGUACCGGUCCGACCGGGCUCCGGAGGAAACGGGACAUGGAGGAGCACCAGAAGGAGAGAAGACGGGCUCUGCAGGCCCGACACCGGGCCAACCUGGCCACCCUGUUCGAGACACUCAACACCGUGGUCUGUCCCACAUCCAACAAGAUGCCUGCUAAGUGGAAGAUCUUGGACCACGCCAAAGGAUUUCUGAAAGAGCAGGAAGCCCACCUGAGCAGACUGAUGCUCCUGAAAGGUAUAUUCCUCGGUAAUGAAGACGGGCCGUGCAGCUUGGAGGAAGUAAGGGCAGAGUACCGGAGGCUGCAGUCACACAGCAGCUCCCUGCGCUCCAGAAGACCUGGUGGCCACAGACGUCAUGGCGGGGCUGACGGAGAGGACCUGACUGAGACCAGUGAGGAAGACUCUGAGGAGGAGACUCUGGAUGACUUCGCCCCCUCUCAGACCUCCAUCAACUCUCUAACCAACAUCCUGGAGUUUGAAGGGUACUUGUUGUUCUACAGACAGACACUGGAGAAGUUGGUUUGUAGCGGUGUGCUGAGCCCGGGACAGACUGGUCUGGCUGUAGUAUCUGAAGCUAUCUCAGGCCUGUGGGAUAGCUUCUCUCCAGAGCGCCGGGCAGCCUACCAGACCUGUCCCCCCCAGCAGAGCACCCUGGGCUGGGAAGGGCCGCCAGAGACACCCCCAAAUCCUGUUCCAGACACCCACCUCCACCUCACGCUCCAGCCCUCCACUCAGGCAAACAGCCAGGGAGCCUCUUCUCCUUCUAGCUAUGAAGAGGACCUGCUUCAGGAUGCCUAUGAUGUAGUGAAGAAAGAGAUGGACUCCACUUCAGACCACAGUCCUGUCCUGGCCUCUCCUCAGUGUGGGGACUUUGACAAGCUCCGGGAGAUCUAUAAGGACAUCAUGUGUUUCGGCAAGACUCAGAUGGUGGAGAAACCAGAAUAUAACCAGGACGUGUGUCUGUCUGCUAUGAGGGACCACGAGGAGAUCUUUCUCCAGUGCUCCGAGUCCUUCGACAGUGAGGACAUGUGAAUCACAGGAGGCUGCUGACGGGAGGACGGCUCAUAGAAAUGUCCGGAAAAAACGAAGCAAAUGGAAAUGACAUCAAACACCCGGAAACCAUGGAAACCAUGUGUGAUGUAUUUAAUGCCGUUCCACCGAUUCCGCUCCUGUCAUUACCCACAAGCCUGUUCACCAACUUCCUGUUUCUGGGACCAAUCAGAACAGUUAGAAUGUGUUUGAUAUAUUUAAUACCGUUCUCCUCAAUUAACCUGUUAACCAACUUCCUGUUUCUGGGACCAAUCAGAACAGUUAGAAUGUGUUUGAUAUAUUUAAUACCGUUCCACCUAUUCAGCUCCAGUCAUUACCCACAAGUCUGUUCACCUCAAUUAACCUGUUCACCAACUUCCUGUCAUGUUUAUUGUUACAGACAUGUUUUUAUAAUCUGACAGACAUGUUUUAUAAUCUGACAGACAUGUUUUAUAAUCUGACAGACAUGUUUUAUAAUCUGACAGACAUGUUUUUAUGUGAUGAAUCUGGUUCAAAUCAUUCAUCCGUCUGUAUUUGAUGAUCAUUGUUCAGCCUUUUUAGUCAUUAAGAAUCAGCAUUUUGUCCAGCCAGUCUUUCUCUGUGUAUUAAACCUCAGAGAGGGAUGGUGGUCUCACAGUGUCCAGCAGCGGUGCCCAAACUAAGGGUCGUGACCCCCAUGUGGGGACGCCUGAUGUGAAAACGAGGUUGCGGAAGAAUUUCCAAAAAUCCUGAAAAUAUAUAUUAUUUUAAUAAAACAAUUUUUUUUAAA